CCCUCCUCCCGGAUCAGUCUCGGGCCGGCGGGGGGCCGGCCGGUGAGCAGCGCGCAGAAUGGGCAGGUGCUGCUUCUACACUGUGGGGACGCUGUCCUUGCUCCUGCUGGUGACCAGCGUCACGCUGCUGGUGGCUCGAGUCUUCCAGAAGGCUGUGGACCAGGCGAUCGGGAAGAAUAUCGUGUUAAAGAAUGGUUCUGAAGCCUUUGACUCCUGGGAGAAGCCUCCUCUGCCCGUGUACACCCAGUUCUAUUUCUUCAACGUCACCAAUCCAGCGGAAAUCCUCAAUGGGGAGAUCCCUCAGGUUAUAGAAGUGGGGCCAUACACCUACAGGCAACUCAGAAACAAAGCAAAUAUACAAUUUGGAGAUAAUGGAACAACAAUAUCUGCUGUGAGCAACAAGGCUUAUGUUUUUGAACAAAGUUUAUCCAUUGGAGACCCUAAAAUUGAUGUAAUUAGAACGUUAAAUAUUCCUGUUGUGACGGCCAUGGAAUGGGCCCAGAACCACUUCCUCCGGGAGAUCAUCGAAGCCAUGAUGAAGGCCUACCAGCAGAAGCUGUUUGUGACACACACGGUCCACGACCUGCUCUGGGGCUACAGAGAUGAGCUCUUAUCCCUCGUCAGCAUUUUCAGGCCCGAUAUCUCUCCCUAUUUCGGUUUGUUCUAUGGGAAAAACGGAACAAAUGAUGGAGACUAUGUUUUUCUAACUGGAGAAGACAGUUACCUUAACUUUACAAAAAUUGUGGAGUGGAAUGGAAAAAAGUCACUUGACUGGUGGAGAACAAAGGAGUGCAAUAUGAUUAAUGGAACAGAUGGAGAUUCUUUUCACCCAUUAGUAAGCCAAGAGGAAAACCUUUAUGUUUUUCCAUCUGAUUUUUGCAGGUCAGUGUAUAUAACUUUCAGUGGCUUUGAGAGUGUGCAGGGACUGCCUGCCCUUCGGUAUAAGGUACCUGCAGAAAUAUUAGCCAAUACCUCAGAAAAUGCUGGCUUCUGUCUACCUGAAGGAAACUGCCUGGGCUCAGGAGUCUUAAAUGUCAGCAUCUGUAAGAAUGGUGCACCCAUUAUUAUGUCCUUCCCACACUUCUACCAAGCAGAUGAGAAAUUUCUUUCUGCCAUAAAAGGCAUGAAUCCAAAUAAAGAAUCUCAUGAGACAUUUGUGGACAUCAAUCCUUUGACUGGAAUUAUCCUAAGAGCAGCCAAGAGGUUCCAAAUCAACGUUUAUGUUAGAAAAUUGGAUGAUUUUGCUGAAACUGGAAACAUUAGAACAAUGGUUUUCCCAGUGAUGUAUCUAAAUGAGAGUGUUCUCAUAGAUAAGGAGACUGCAGGUCGCCUGAAGUCUGUGAUUAACACGACCUUGAUCAUCACCAACAUCCCCUACAUCAUCAUGGCGCUAGGUGUGUUCUUCGGUUUGAUCUUCACAAGGUUUGCAUGCAGAGGACAAGGAUCCAUGGAUGAGGGAACAACAGAUGAGAGAGCGCCUCUCAUUCGAACCUAA
Elephantulus edwardii (Cape elephant shrew) is the source of this 1495-nucleotide messenger RNA. It is a transcript of the gene SCARB2, whose product is annotated as scavenger receptor class B, member 2. The record is from RefSeq and is a predicted model, not a curated record. Gene Ontology annotation, biological process: receptor-mediated endocytosis; protein targeting to lysosome. Lineage: Eukaryota; Metazoa; Chordata; Mammalia; Macroscelidea; Macroscelididae. Gene Ontology annotation, molecular function: scavenger receptor activity. Gene Ontology annotation, cellular component: cytoplasm; membrane; lysosome. The coding region runs from base 59 to 1495 and encodes 478 amino acids. The transcript is spliced from 12 exons.